Molecule: messenger RNA, 1157 nt
Organism: Solanum dulcamara
Lineage: Eukaryota; Viridiplantae; Streptophyta; Magnoliopsida; Solanales; Solanaceae
Product: syntaxin-related protein KNOLLE
Exons: 2
Coding region: 111-1040 (309 amino acids)
Biological process (GO): exocytosis; intracellular protein transport; vesicle fusion
Cellular component (GO): endomembrane system; SNARE complex; plasma membrane
Molecular function (GO): SNAP receptor activity; SNARE binding
Source: RefSeq, a predicted model, not a curated record
AUUGUCCAUUGGCAUUGUGAAUCAAUGCAAAAUUCACUCUCUGUUUUUCCAAAUUCCCUUUCCAUUACUUGAUUUUUCUGCAUAUAUCUCUCUCUCAAAAAAAAUUCAAAAUGAAUGAUCUGAUGACAAAAUCUUUCACAAGCUAUGUUGAUCUGAAGAAAGCCGCCAUGAAAGAUGUUGAAGUUGGUCCAGAUUUGGAAAUGGGUAUGACCCAAAUGGACCAAAAUCUCACUGCUUUCUUAGAAGAAGCAGAAAAGGUGAAAUUGGAAAUGAAUUCAAUCAAGGAAAUUCUUCGUCGUUUACAAGACACUAAUGAAGAAAGCAAGUCCCUACACAAACCUGAAGCUCUGAAAUCGAUGCGUAAUCGCAUAAAUUCAGAUGUUGUAGCUGUAUUGAAGAAGGCUAGAGCUAUUAGAUCUCAGCUGGAAGAGAUGGACCGGUCCAACGCGAUUAACAGACGGCUUUCUGGGUGUAAAGAAGGGACGCCUAUCGAUAGGACUCGAUCUGCUGUGACUAAUGGGCUUAGGAAGAAGCUAAAGGAGCUUAUGAUGGAUUUUCAGGGGCUGAGGCAGAGGAUGAUGACUGAGUAUAAGGAGACUGUUGAAAGAAGAUACUUCACUGUGACUGGUGAACACCCAGAUGAAGAAGUCAUUGACAAGAUCAUUUCUAGUGGAAAUGGUCAAGGUGGUGAAGAAUUUCUUUCUAGAGCAAUUCAGGAGCAUGGGAGGGGGAAGGUGUUGGAAACAGUGGUGGAGAUACAGGACCGUCACGACGCUGCGAAGGAGAUAGAAAGGAGCUUACUUGAGCUGCACCAGAUAUUCUUGGACAUGGCAGUGAUGGUUGAGGCACAAGGAGAGAAAAUGGAUGAUAUUGAGCACCAUGUGGUGAAUGCAGCACAGUAUGUUAAUGAUGGAGCCAAGAACCUCAAGACUGCAAAAAAAUACCAGAAGAACAGCAGGAAAUGGAUGUUCAUUGCAAUUAUAAUUCUCCUAAUUCUGAUCCUGCUAGUCAUCAUCCCCAUUGCUACCAGUUUCGCUUAAUCUUGAAGUGCCCAUUCUUUAUAUUCUUUUUAGCAGUUGAGAGAUGGUUGUUUAUUCUAUAUUUUUCACUAGUCCUGUUGAUAGGACAUAAAGUGAGUAUUGAACCUUAAAUCUCCA